Musca domestica (house fly) is the source of this 2609-nucleotide messenger RNA. RefSeq lists its product as uncharacterized. Gene Ontology annotation, cellular component: nucleus. The transcript has 6 exons. Bases 155 to 2512 code for a protein of 785 amino acids. NCBI's taxonomy places the organism in Eukaryota, Metazoa, Arthropoda, Insecta, Diptera, Muscidae. The record is from RefSeq and is a predicted model, not a curated record.
UCAGUUCAACCUUUAUUUACAUUUGUAAUUUGUUGUUCUCUCUCUUUCGGCUCUUUGGAAAACAUGAUUUUUUAAGACCACAUUCACAGACGUCGCAUAACUGAUCCAAUAAAAUAUAAAUUGGAGCAUAUAAAACGGAUUCUGUGACAAAACAAUGAUUUCCAAUGAGUUGGAAUGCGACAAGUUAAAUAAAUUUAAUAAUAUUUUACAUCGUUCGUCGCUGAGGGGACUAAAGAAAUGUGGUUCGUGUGGUUCUAUUAGUGGUCAGCGAGCGCUUAUAUGUCGUAAUACAGAGUGUGAUUUGCGUAAAUGUAUGUUGGCUUCCAUCAAACCGUUUGAUCCAAUUCAGCUGGUCACACACAACGAUGUCCGACUCUUCUCGGUGAGGACUAAAGAGAAGAUAGUUAACGUGCGAAACUUCGUGGCUAUCAGUCAGUCGCCCUCAACUGGUAUAUUUUCACGGAAGGCUACCUGUUAUGUGGAUGGCUGUAAGAAUGAGGCCCCAACUGAUUUCCACUGCCAGCAUAUCAAGGCCAUUUAUUCGGUCGAUACUGAUUUCCAAUUGGCUGAGGUAUAUCAAUUGGACAAGAAUGUUUUGUGGAAUUUAAACGUUAGUGAAGAGCAAAAAACUAAGCUAUGGGACUCGUAUUGCCGCGGAGAAAAUGAAGAAAACAUACCACCAAUACAACGCUUAAACGGUCAAACUUUUGCCGUUACAUCUUUGAAUUCAAACAAUUUUCUAGCGGGACGCUUACAUGUGACAGUUUGUUCCGAUGCCGUGACCAAUAAGAAAGGUUUCUACUUGUGUGCCUGUAAAAAACUUAAAAUCGUUGUUGAACCCGACAAUUCUGUUACCAUGAAAAAGGAAAUCUGUGAUCAUCUCUUGUUACUGCUUGCUGCCAUUCUCAAUCGGCCAGACAAGUCUAUGUAUAGUGCCUUUCUUGAUGCCCUGCAACACCUAUGGAUGCCAACCACAUUGAACCCACCGGUUGACUCAAGUUCUUCUCCGCUUACUGAUUUCGACAUGCCCAUGAUUGAUUGUGACGAUAAAAAUGAGGUCAAUCCAAUUGGAAAAUCCAACAACAGCAACACGGAAGACUUUUUUAAUUUCAACGAAGAUCUAUUUGCCGAAAACCAUUCUGAUGUUAAUCAAAUUGAAUGUAAUUGGAUAGAAAUUCCCAACGGAAAUUCGACCAUUCCUGAUUUUUCCGACAUGCUUUCUGACAUGGAAACAGAAGCGAAAAAAACCUCAACAUCAUGUAUGCAACAACAAUACCUGCCAAUAGUCUCCACAUCAGAUCCUCACUUCAAUUCCAACAAUAGUGUUGAAGAUUUCGAUAUAAAUUUUCCUCACAUUAAACAAAACAGAAUUGCUGAUUCGGUAACAAGUCGCUCCACCAUUUCACCAAAUUCCAACUUCAAUGUUGUCGGACAAUUUCAAUUGAGCAAUGACAUUCGACUAUCAUGUGAUAAUAUAGCUUUAGCCCAGGAAAUUGAAAGUCUAAACAAUAUGGAAUCGCAAGCCCAAGAAUCAUGUUUAGACACAACCCAGUUGAAUGGCAUUGAACAAAUCAAAAAAGAACCCAACACCCCAACGGUCAAUGAUUUACAAAAGACCACCACAAAUUUUGUAGGAAAUACCUCAAAUUCGGUAAUCAUCAAGCCAAAGUGUAAACCAGUUUUUCUCAACAAAUCCGUCAUCGUUAAACAGAGUCCCGUUAAAAUCAUUAAAAUCACAAAACCCGGUGUUAUACAAAAACUGCCAACAAUUGAUAAGAAAUUUGUACAAAUCUCCAAAAUAGAUUCUAGCAAAAUAAUAGUACUUAAUACAAAAAGUUCACAAAAACCAAUCAAUAUUCAACCCAUAAGUAAUGUAACUGUCACAUCGACAGUACCAUCACCGCCUCUAAUGGAUGCAUCACAGCCAUCGAGUAUGGCACCAGCAUUGUCUUAUGAAUCGUGGUUGGACCAUAUAAUAGAAAUAUUAAAUGACAGUAUUAUAUUACAAGACUCCAAUAAUAUUAAGCAUACAUUCCAUGUUCACGAGGAUAUGUUCUCACAUUUCAGUAAAACUUUUGGUUUCAAUAACAAACCCAGACUGCCCAGUUUUACUCAAGUAUUAACCAGCGGCAAACAUAAAGGUCUCAUUAAAUAUGGAUGGUAUUUCAAUCAAGCAGCGGCCGUUAAAAGAAUAUUUUCAACCAAAAAUUCCAAAUUGGAAUUGCAACGACCAACGGAACCACUUAAAGAUGGAAAUUUUGUGCCAUUCUUUUCUAAAAUCUCUAGCCAAAUAACUGUUACCAAAUGUCGUCCAAAAGAGCCGGAGCAAAGAGUUUUUCUCAAGUUCUCGAAUGCCCCUGAAACUGCUUCGGAUACAUAUGAGAAUGACAAAUCCGGUUUAAAACUAGAAUGGCUUCCUUCCGCCUUUCCCAGAAGUCAUUUUGGCCUUAUGACCAUUGAGUUUUGUGUUUACACAUACAGCAAAAAUGGUUCUAUAUACGGUAACCUCUGAAAUUUGUGCAAUAAAGUUUUUUUCUUGUUUUAUUAGAAUGCCUAUGUGUUUUCUUUAAGCAUUUACAACAAUACAAAUAAAACAAGUGCCAGUAUAA